AUUUCAUUCUAAAAGUGAGCCCUGUUCGAUGAAUUAUCGAUCGAUUAGGCCAUCCUGAAUUCACAUUCGCACGUUUCCUUGUUCGACUUAUUUGGUCUGGGAGUGGCGGAGUAAACAGACGUUACACGUUAUUACUACAGAAACCGGCGAUUGACAGGAUGUCAGGAUGGCAGGUGUUCCUGACCUGCCGGACAGUCUGGUGCUGGAGAUCUUCCUGUGUCUCCCUCAUGCAGCGGUGCUGAACGCCGGUCUGACCUGUCGCCAGUGGUUCGCCGUGUCCAGAGACGAGUUCCUGUGGAGGGAGCUGUUCUAUAGUUAUUACCGGAUCCCACGCUCGGUACCUCGCCACCCAGCAGCCGUGUCAUGGUACAGAGAGUUUAAGCGGCUCUAUGACUGCAUUCCCUGUGUAGAGGUACAGACUCUGAGGGAGCACCAUGACCAGGUUCUGCACUUGGCCUUCUCUCAUAGCGGACAUCGCUUCUCCUCCUGCUCCAAAGACUGCACUGUCAAGCUUUGGGACACGGAGCGGCCAGAUGGCACCAUCUCACUGGUGCACAGCUCCAGCAUGCGUCAGUUUAACUGGGGCUACACACAGUUCUCCCAGUUCAACAGCGACGACACUCUGCUGCUGGUAUCGGGGGUCUAUCUGGGGCCACACCACUCAUCUUCUGGAGAGAUCGCGGUCAUCAGCUUAGACAACUACACGCUGCUCUCACGAGUGAGGAACAAGCCCUAUGAUGUGUUUGGGUGCUGGCUCAACGAGACCCAUCUGAUUUCUGGCAACCUGCACUGGAUUGGCAACAUGACGUCCUGCACCGUUCUUUGGCUCAACAAAGCUUUCCAGGACAUCGAGUCUGAAAACGUCAACGUGGUCAAGCGCCUGUUCAAGAUCCAGAACGUCAACGCCAGCACCAUUCGCACGGUGAUGGUGGCUCACUGCCGACGACACGACACUCCAGACCUGCUGCUCGACUACGAGGCUCAGUCUCGGGCCCAGCAACAACACAAAGGAGAAUCUCAGCAACACCAGCCUCUGCUUUUUAACUUAGCUUCAGACAGUGAGGAAGACGAUGACGAGAGAGACGAAGAGGGCGAAGAGCACACUGAAUCGAGGCACUCUGCUCAUCUGCCCCAUCUCAGCCCGUCCAGACUGGAGCAUGUCAGACAUGGUCUUCAGAGCGGAAGCGCUCACGAGCGUGAACUAGAGGCACGAGUGGCUCGGCUCAUGGGUAGCUGUCACACCAAAGCGCCCAAUCCUAGCCUGGUAACACCUGGAGAGGGAGAGGACAAGACCUAUUUACUGUUUACCACAGGCAGCCUUACCUACUCACCUCACCAGAUAGGUAUUAAACGGAUCAUGCCUGAUCAGAUGAGCACAUGUGGACCUGUACUAGGGGAAGAGCGCAGCGCUGAGGAAUUCUUCGAUUCGCUAGAUCACGUGAUCGAUAUCCACGGCCACAUUAUCGGCAUGGGCUUGUCACCUGACCACAGAUACCUGUACGUGAACAGUCGAGCAUGGCCAGCAGGCUGCGUGAUUUCAGACCCCAUGUCUCCUCCACCCAUAGCCGAAGAGAUCGACAUGCACGUGAUCGACUUGAAGAGCCUGCGAGAGGAGAGACGCAGCCUCCGCGCACACCGAGCCUUCACCCCUAACGACGAAUGCUUCUUUAUUUUCCUCGACGUCAGUCGUGACUUUGUGGCCAGCGGUGCUGAAGACAAGCACGGCUACAUCUGGGACCGCCAUUACAACAUCUGUCUGGCUCGUCUGCAGCACGACGACGUGGUGAACUCCGUAGCCUUCAGCCCGACUGACCAGGAGCUCCUGCUGUCAGCCAGCGACGACUCCACCAUCAAAGUGUGGCGCUCUCCACGCAUGGUGCGCCUGGCACGCCGCCCGACUAGAACCCGUGACCUUCUCACCUCGCUCCGAGCUCACCGAAACUCUAACACUACUUUAAACGGCAAGCUCUGAACAGCCCGAGAGCAGGGCGGACUUGUAAAAACACUCCACGUUCGUGACCUUUUAAGGAAAAGCUUUCUAACACUGUUGCGAGCCUAAACGCCUCGAAAGGACGAGAAGGUCGCUGUCAAGAGGAAAGAAGCGAUCUAUAGGGGCACAAAAAGAACCUCAUAAUAAAACACAGCUCUUGUGCUGCCAUUUUUGUUAAAAAAAUAUUCACCACGGGAAAAAAGAUGACCUUAAGAGUGUGUCCUGUUUGCUGCGGGUCGGUCCGCCGUAAGCAUGCUGUCUCGGAAAGCCGACCUUUUAAAAAUCUCUCGCUCUUUUUUUUUAUUUUUAAACCUGUAACAAAAUGAUAUCAAAUGCGAUGGCAAGUCCAAUCAGCUCCAGAAGUAUUGGCACCCAGGGUGAAAAUGAGCAUGAGCAUGUUUUCUUGUGUUCCAAAAUCUUUAUACUUUGAUACACGCGGUAACGUUUGCCUGUUUGCGUGUCCUGGUUUCUAACCAUCCGUCUGUCUCAUGUCAGGAUCGUUCAUGUCAUGUACGCAACCGCAGACUAGUUCCUCUUCAGAUUGUGAAAGACACUUUGGGACUUUUUCAGUUUAUUUAACAGAAACCGGCGCUUACGGAUCAUGAUGGGUGCCGAUAAUUCUGGAGUUGACCGUAGGUGCAGAGUGAAGCGAUAUACAUUAAAUCCCUUUUAAUUCAUUAAAGAUGUUUGUAUCCGGUCUAUAGUGCGAUGGCGUUAUUUUUUGCGUUAAUCAGUAGAAAACACUAAAAUUCCCCCAAAAGUCGGCUUUCGUAAUCGCUUAAACGUAAAGUGUAUUUUAAAACAUGGCCGUUUUCGUUCAGGGUGCAAAUGUGUCUCGGAGUCGUAACCUCUUGGCAGAGGCAGCCAGGUUCCUGUGAGCAUGCGGUCGUAGUCCUAAUGCCACAGCGUCGUCGUCGGGUUUUGUGUUUCGAACAGUAACAAUGCCGUUCUAACGUGAAGCGCACUGAGUUGAACACGUUGAAUUUUAUUCUUUUUGUUCUUCAGGGUUGUUGUGCUUUCUUUUCUCCCCACAAAGUCUGAUAUGUGAGUAAUAUACGACAUUAAAACUUCUUCCAUUA
This is a messenger RNA of Hemibagrus wyckioides, 3069 nucleotides long. It is a transcript of the gene fbxw5, whose product is annotated as F-box and WD repeat domain containing 5. The record is from RefSeq and is a predicted model, not a curated record. Gene Ontology annotation, cellular component: SCF ubiquitin ligase complex; Cul4-RING E3 ubiquitin ligase complex. The transcript is spliced from 10 exons. Gene Ontology annotation, molecular function: protein binding. Gene Ontology annotation, biological process: protein ubiquitination. NCBI's taxonomy places the organism in Eukaryota, Metazoa, Chordata, Actinopteri, Siluriformes, Bagridae. The coding region runs from base 167 to 1972 and encodes 601 amino acids.